GACACGAGCUGACAAGGGUCAGUGAAAGAUCUAAAGAAAUUCACUUGCCCAGACAAUCACCAUCCAUCACUGGACCUGAAGAAUAAAUUGAAGGUAUUGUGGAGUUCUUCGCCGCACUGACACCCAUGAGAAAGACCUAUCAGCUCUAAUCUUCAAAGGGUACAACAGCUUAACCAUUUAAACCCCAGCCAAAAUGAAGGCAUUCAGCAUUGCAGUUGCAGUGACACUCGUGCUCGCCUUUAUUUGCAUUCUGGAGAGCUCUGCCAUUCCAUUCACCGGGGUGCAAGAGCUGGAGGAGGCAGGGAGCAAUGACACUCCAGUUGUGGCACAUCAAGAGAUGUCAGUGGAAUCAUCAAUGAUGCUGAAUCACAUCAGGCAAAAGCGUCAGAGCCAUCUUUCCUUGUGCCGCUGGUGUUGCAAAUGCUGCCGCAACAAGGGCUGUGGCUUCUGCUGCAAGUUCUGAGGAUUCCCACAGCAGCCACAAAAUAUUAAUUUAUUAUGCUUAUUGUCAGACUCUAAGAAAUGAUUUUUUCCUAAACGCUUUCCCCAAUGCAUUUAUUGUGGUACGCACAUUUUGUAUCAUGUUUAAGAAGUAUUAAGGAACAGCACUGAAAAAUGAAGGGCUUCUCUUUUGUAUUUAUUUUAUACAUUUUAACAUUUCAACCAUUUUGUGAAUUUCUUUUAAAGAACAUUAGAU
Molecule: messenger RNA, 697 nt
Organism: Archocentrus centrarchus (flier cichlid)
Lineage: Eukaryota; Metazoa; Chordata; Actinopteri; Cichliformes; Cichlidae
Gene: hamp
Product: hepcidin antimicrobial peptide
Exons: 3
Coding region: 194-463 (89 amino acids)
Biological process (GO): defense response to bacterium; intracellular iron ion homeostasis
Cellular component (GO): extracellular region
Source: RefSeq, a predicted model, not a curated record